Messenger RNA from Elaeis guineensis (African oil palm), 627 nucleotides. The record is from RefSeq and is a predicted model, not a curated record. Lineage: Eukaryota; Viridiplantae; Streptophyta; Magnoliopsida; Arecales; Arecaceae.
CGUGCUGACUGAAAGAGGCGCGAGGCGGUAGGAUCAUCAGAUUGGUCCAACGAAUAAACGCGUUAACGGUUCUGAUUGUGCGCGGGACAGAUGAGAGGCGGAAACAAUUAAAAGAUACACGAUUUAUAUAUAAGCCGUUCUAAACGGCAGAGCCUUUCCCUCUCUCUCGCCCCUCCUCCUUAUCUCUCCCGUUCUUGUCCGUGUUCCGUUGGCGACGAGCGACUAGGGUUUUGGGAGAGCGCCGCUACGGCCGAUCCGGAUCUCGUCCUCUUUUUGGAUUCCUUCUUUGUGCUUCAUUCCUUUCUUCUCCACUGUUAGAGGCCCAAUAUGGCGACGCCUUCAGCAUCUUUUAAAUCCCAAGAAGACCAUCGAAAACAACUUGAACUGGAGGAAGCGCGUAAGGCUGGGCUUGCCCCAGGUGAGGUUGAUGAAGAUGGGAAGGAAAUUAAUCCGCAUAAUCCUCAGUACAUGUCAUCUGCCGCUUGGUAUCUUCAUGCUGAGAGGCCUCUUUGGAAGUAUCAGAGGAAAUGGAAGUCAGAUCCAAAUUACACAAAAGCAUGGAGAGGUGCGAAAAUUUAUCAGUCUUUCUCUCUCUCUCUCUCUCGUGGUUAACAUGCCAAGUUCACC